Messenger RNA from Capronia epimyces CBS 606.96, 3543 nucleotides. Its product is annotated as IRE protein kinase. NCBI's taxonomy places the organism in Eukaryota, Fungi, Ascomycota, Eurotiomycetes, Chaetothyriales, Herpotrichiellaceae. Gene Ontology annotation, cellular component: IRE1-TRAF2-ASK1 complex. The record is from RefSeq and is a predicted model, not a curated record. The transcript has a single exon. The coding region runs from base 1 to 3543 and encodes 1180 amino acids. Gene Ontology annotation, molecular function: protein serine/threonine kinase activity; ATP binding; RNA endonuclease activity. Gene Ontology annotation, biological process: IRE1-mediated unfolded protein response; intrinsic apoptotic signaling pathway in response to endoplasmic reticulum stress; protein phosphorylation.
AUGGCCAAACCUCCGCUUCGGCCGCCAGGCCGACGUGGAGGAUCCAAAUCCAUGCUGACCUGGGCUCUCCUGUUGCUGCUCAUUGCUGCCGCCCAAUCCCAAUCCGCCCAUCAAUCAGACUCCGUCCAGAUACUGGUGGCAUCAACCCAGACCGUUCGCCCUGAGUCGAGUCGACACCCUCAGGCUGGCCGCAGCCCAGCAGAGAUCCCUCUCCUCAAGAACGAUGUGGCCACGGUCAAGUUCAGAAGCACUGAUGAAACCCCCGAACACCACAAACUCCGUGCCUUGGCUCCAGCACACGAUAGCAGUAGUGCUGUUAGAGCACCUCUUGUUCAGCCUGCCCAGUCCUCUGGACUCUCGGCGCUUCCUUCAGCGCGGCUGCUGCAAGAUUGGGAGGUCGAGAACAUUAUCCUACUAGCCACUAUUGAUGGCACCAUACACGCUCGUGACAGGAAGACGGGCAAUGAGAGAUGGUCACUGGGAAUACCGAGCAGUCCCAUGAUCGAGACCAUCCACCAUAAAGUGAACCACAGCAACUUGGACAGUUCAAACUACGAAGACGACUUCAUUUUUGUGGUGGAACCGAGCAAGGAUGGCAAUCUCUACAUUCAGCAUCGAGAUCCCAGAAUCGGUUUACAACGACUGGGCGUCACAGUCAGAUCCCUUGCAGCCGAGACUCCGCAGUUUGUGGAUGAUCCGCCUCUGGUGACGAUUGCUUCUCAGGAGACAACGGCCUAUGUGGUGGAUGCUGCCACGGGAAACAUUCUGCAGCAGUUUGAUAAAUAUCGGGGCUUUUCCAACGACGACGAAGGCCGCAGCUGUCGCCGACUCAGUGGCUUUGAACUCGACGAUCCUGCCUGCGAGUCUCUGGGAACAUUGAACCUCGGACGCGUCGAAUAUACCGUCCAGAUUUCACACAAGAUCACAAACCAGCCUUUAUGCACGAUAAAGUUCGCCGAGUGGGUGCCGAAUAAAGGGGACAGCGACCUGCAAAGUCAAUAUAUUGCCCCCCUCGACAAUUUCCACAUUCAAAGUUACUAUAAUGGCCGGAUCAUCGGCAUUGACAGCAACGCGGACUCGGGCAAAGUCCAUCGCUUUACCCACAUGCUGGACACUCCUGUCGCUCGGGUUUUCGAUAUUGUGCGUCCCCUUGACAGUAAGGUCGAAUCUCCAAAACUGGUCUUGUUGGCUCGACCGACCGACUCUCCUCUUCUUUCGUCCUCCCAGAUUUGGCGAAAUGAAAUGCAACGGGCUGAGCGGGUUUUUGUGAACAAGACAGAAUCGGGGGUCUGGUAUGCCCUGUCCGAGCUCUCUUACCCUGGGGUCACCAGUGGUGCUGCACCUGCAAGCUCUCAUUGGAAUUACGACAACCACCCAUUGGACUUCAACAGUGAGAUGGAAGAAAUUGUGGGCGUCCAUGUCCUAUCUACGGAAUCAGACAACGCUCCCCUACGACUGACUAUCUCUGGCCCCUCUCCAGGAACCGACUUGGCUGAGGAAGCAGAAAAGGAAAUUGCAACCCUAGGAUCCAAAAUUCCGCCAUCUUUGUCACCUGUGCUCAACCAUCCUCUGAUGUCAGUGUUCAACAUGAUCGUAGUCAGCGUCUUGCUUCUUUUUGUGGUGGGAGUUCAAAUGAAACUCCCCUUCAUGUUGAAGAUGCAACGAUACCUCCGUAAGGCCGGUGUCGAUGUCGUUGCAGAAAAGAAUCGGCCUCCUGCCCCUACCACAGCUGAUCCUGCAACCGGUGACCAUGAGAUACCAGUUGCCGAAGUUGAACAAGAGAACAACAAGCCAGAUGCCGUGGCACAGGUCUUAGAAGAUGCCAUCGCCCCGCCUGCCCGGAGCCGUGCCCAAAGUGUUGCGGUUUCUGACAGUAGUCCUGUCAAGAAUAUCAAACCGAACAGCACCAAUGACGAGAGCUCCGAAGGCGAAUCUGACGAUGAUAAGUGCAAGCAAGAGUCCAAUGCAGGCGAGAAUGCUGAGAAUGGAACGCAGCCUCGCUUCAGACAUGCCAAGCGGGGUAAACGUGGCGGAAGGAAGAACAAGAAAGGGAAAAAGACAAUGGAUCCCAAGGCUAUGGACGAGAUGGAAGAGCUCGUCGUUGAAGUCCCUACGAAAGACUGCAUGUUACAGGUCGGUCGACUCAGGAUCGACACCAGAGAAGACCGGUGUCUAGGUCGUGGAAGCAAUGGAACCGCUGUUUUCCCGGGCACGCUGGACGGUAGGGAAGUCGCCGUCAAGCGUCUAAUUCGAACUUCAAACAGUCUCGCAGCGAAAGAGAUCAAGCAUCUUCUCUCCAGCGACGAAAAUCCCCACGUUAUCCGAUAUUUUGGGAAGGAAGAGUCGCAGCACUUCACGUACAUUGCUCUUGAGCUGUUCACUACCUCCCUCGAUCAAUUCAUCGAACGUCCUCUUCAGUUCCCUACCUUGGUCAAAUUCCCGGAAGGAUUUGAUGUGAAGGACGCCUUGCGCCAGAUCACCGACGGUGUGCAGCACCUUCAUUCGCUCAAACUCGUUCACCGAGACAUCAAACCACAAAAUGUCCUGGUAAAGGCUGUAAAAAGCAAUCGACCUGCGAGCGGUAUGCCCAAACUGCAGUUCGUCAUCUCUGAUUUUGGACUGUGCAAGCCUCUGGAGGAGGGACCUGAGUCGACCUUCGCCCCCACGGCAAACCACACAGCUGCAGGCACGACAGGCUGGAGGGCGCCAGAGCUACUCGUUCACUCCCGAUCCACCGUUGCUGCAUCAAGUACCACUUCGUCGACGUCGAGAUCGACGACACAAUCGAGUGACGGAACAAUUAUCGAACGCUCCUCAGGACGGCGCGCCACGAAAGCCAUCGACAUCUUCUCGUUGGGCUGUGUCUUUUACUAUGUCAUGACCCAGGGUCACCAUCCAUUUGACGUCGGCGGUUCCAGCCUUGGCCGAGACUUGAAUAUCAAAGAGAACAAAUUCAGCACGGAAGAUCUGCGUCUGCACGACUAUCAAUACGACGCCGACGACCUGAUCAUGCAGAUGCUUAAACAUGAUCCCAAGGCACGUCCUGACACAACACAAAUCCUUCAUCACCCAUACUUUUGGGAUGUGGCGGAUAAGCUGAGAUUCCUGUGUGAUCUCUCGGAUUGUUAUGAGAGCGAGAAGAAUUACAUCAAGAACAUCUUCGAUGAGAACGCCACCCGGACGCCUGCGGAAAAGGAGUCACUGGCAGAGCUUGCCGCUCUAGAAUCGCUGGCCCCAAAUGUCAUUGGCCCGUCCAAAGACUUUCUUCGCGCCCUGCCUAAGAGCUUCGUUUACGAAAUGGGCAAACAGCGCAAAUACACGGGUUCCAAGAUGAUUGAUCUGUUACGCGUGAUUCGGAAUAAGAUGAAUCAUUUCCACGAUCUGCCGGAGGAUGUCAAGGAGCAGAUGCUCGGCGGGAGUCCCAAAGGAUAUUACGAGUUCUGGGCCAAACGGUUCCCCAGUCUACUCAUCAACUGCCACUGUCUGGUGCUGGAGAGGGACCUGGUGGGACGAUUUCGAAUGGAGAGGUACUAUGAGCCGUAA